This is a messenger RNA of Myotis daubentonii (Daubenton's bat), 1053 nucleotides long. Its product is annotated as loricrin-like. The record is from RefSeq and is a predicted model, not a curated record. Bases 82 to 786 code for a protein of 234 amino acids. Lineage: Eukaryota; Metazoa; Chordata; Mammalia; Chiroptera; Vespertilionidae. The transcript is spliced from 2 exons.
AUCCACUCCCUCCUGAGGUAGUGACAGACCCUGUGCUGCUUGUGCACCUGCUCCUGAACGCCCACCCGCCUGCCCGCCCAGAUGUCCUGCCAGCAGAGCCAGCAGUGUGUCCCCAAGUGCCCUCCCAAGUGCUGCACCCCAAAAUGUCCCCCUAAGUGUCCCCCCAAGUGCCCUCCAGUCUCUUCCUGCUGCAGUGUCAGCUCUGGGGGCUGCUGUGGCUCUGGGGGUGGGGGCUGCUGUAGCUCUGGGGGUGGUGGCUGCUGUAGCUCUGGGGGUGGUGGCUGCUGCCUGAGCCACCACAAGCCCCGCAGGUCUCGCCUCUUCAGACACAGAAGGUCUGACUGCUGCAGCAAACCCUCAGGGGGCUCCAGCUGCUGCGGAGGGGGCUCUGGAGGGGGCUCCAGCUGCUGCGGAGGGGGCUCUGGAGGGGGCUCCAGCUGCUGCGGAGGGGGCUCUGGAGGGGGCUCCAGCUGCUGUGGAGGAGGCAGUAGUCAGUCCUCUGGAGGCUGCUGUGGAGGAGGUUCCAGCUAUGGAGGGGGCUAUGGUCAGUCCUCUGGGGGCUGCUGUGGAGGAGGCUCCAGCUAUGGAGGGGGCUAUGGUCAGUCCUCUGGGGGCUGCUGUGGAGGAGGCUCCAGCUAUGGAGGGGGCUAUGGUCAGUCCUCUGGAGGCUGCUGCGGAGGGGGCUCCAGCUAUGGAGGGGGCUAUGGCCAGUCCUCUGGAGGCUGCUGUGGAGGAGGCUCCAGCUAUGGAGGGGGCUAUGGUCAGUCCUCUGGGGGCUGCUGCUAAAGUGGACCUGGAGCCAAGGAGAGCAGCACCAGAGGCACUAAAGGGGCAAGACCAUCUUCCUUGGGCCUGCCUGUGUUGCUGAGACAUUUUAGUGAAGAUUUCAAGUUCUGUUCUGGAAGAUUCUUCUGACUGGGAAGCCAGAAAUCUGUGUCCUCUUCGAACAUCUCAUCUCCCGACCUCUGAUCCCACUUUUGAAGCUUCCCCUGGGAACCCCAGAUUAUUUCUUUGGCUGGCCCCUUCUUGAACGGAAACAAUAAACAGUUUGCU